Messenger RNA from Haplochromis burtoni (Burton's mouthbrooder), 2887 nucleotides. Its product is annotated as protocadherin gamma-A3-like. Bases 348 to 2810 code for a protein of 820 amino acids. The record is from RefSeq and is a predicted model, not a curated record. Gene Ontology annotation, biological process: homophilic cell-cell adhesion. Gene Ontology annotation, cellular component: plasma membrane. The transcript has a single exon. Gene Ontology annotation, molecular function: calcium ion binding. Lineage: Eukaryota; Metazoa; Chordata; Actinopteri; Cichliformes; Cichlidae.
UAGUUAAAAGACAGAUGUGUGAUUGCUGAUUAAAAAUGUAAAGCAGAAAAGUGCUUUGAAAGCACUUUUUUCCUUUUCGUGUUUGUGAUAUUCGUGUAUUUGGACAGUAAGGGACGCUGUUGGUCAGAGAAACUAGUAUUCAGUGCUGAUUUGGUGGAGGCAGAGGCUUCCUUUUUCCCGUUUGCUGAGGAUCGAAAAUAAACGGUGGGCUUCGCAUUCAAAGCUGCAGUCACAAAUCCGUUAAGAGCAAGGACUUAAAAAUCAAAGGAUACUGGAUAUAACAGCCUUUGUUCUUUGUGGAUCGUUUACAAGAGGAUUUUGUGCAAUUUUCGUUUUUUGUGUGUGCAAUGGCGUUUAAAAGCUCGCCUCUGUCGUGUGUAAAAUGGCGUUUGAAUUUCAGGUCAGUAUGGCCCUUUCUGCUGUUUCUGGGCUGUCUCAGUCACAUCGUGUUUGGACAAAUCAGGUAUACAAUCCCAGAGGAGCUGAAAAGGGGCUCUCUUAUUGGAAAUGUAGCUCAAGACGUCGGUCUGGAUGUGCAAAGGCUUCGUUCUGGCCGUGCCCGUAUUGUGACCAGACAAAGCAUCCAGUUCACGGAGCUGAAAACAGACAAAGGCAUUUUAGUCGUGAACGAGAGGAUAGACCGAGAGCAGCUUUGUGGAGACGUAACACCGUGUAGCUUCAGCUUUGAGGUUAUUUUAGAAAAUCCCAUGGAGCUACACCGAGUAACAGUAGAGAUAACUGACAUAAACGACAACUCUCCGACAUUUAGGAAGGAAGAAAUGAAAUUUGAAAUUAGCGAGUCUGCGACACUGGGAUCGCGAUUUUUAUUGGCCAGCGCCGAGGACGCAGAUGUGGGCAGUAAUGGUCUACAAAAAUACAUAUUAAACACAAAUGACAUGUUUGAUCUGAAACAACACUCAAGUCCAGAUGGUAGAAAAUAUGCUGAGAUGGUGUUACAAAAACCGUUAGAUAGAGAAAGUGAGCCAAAAAUAUCACUGAAGCUCAUCGCUAUAGACGGUGGAACUCCGCAUAGAUCUGGUACUGUAAAUAUAGAUAUUACAGUGCUGGAUGCUAAUGAUAACCCUCCAGUGUUUAACCAGUCUCUCUACAGGGCUGCCGUUUUGGAAAAUUCAUUAAGAGGUACCUACAUCACGACAGUGAAUGCAAGCGAUGCAGACAUCGGGUCAAACGGUCUUGUUACAUAUAGAUUUUCAAACAUGAAAGAACAGCUGGCUGACAUAUUUCAUUUAGAUGAAUCUAUGGGAACUAUAACACUCGCAGGGCACCUAGAUUAUGAAAAAGAAAAGAAACACGAAAUUAUGAUUGAAGCUACGGACCAAGGAGGUCUAACAGAUUCGAGCAAAGUUCUAAUUGAGAUUAUAGACGUCAAUGAUAACGCACCAGUUAUGAAUGUGAUGUCAUUCUCCAGUCCUGUGCCGGAAGAUUCUCCCUCUGGCACCACAGUCGCAAUAAUAAACGUAAUAGAUGCAGACUCAGAACAAAAUGGUCAAAUUAGCUGCGCAACAAACAGCGCUCUCCCGUUUAAAGUGAAAUCCACAAUAACUAAUUACUAUGCAUUAAUAACAGUGUCAGCUUUUGACAGGGAACUUGAACCUGAGUAUAACAUAACUGUAAGGGCGAGUGACUCAGGAACACCAUCCUUGUCAAGCACAACAGUUUUACGACUGAGAAUUUCUGAUGUUAAUGACAAUGCGCCAUUAUUUGAUAAAAACAGCUACCUUGCUUACAUUACAGAAAACAAUUCCCCGGGAAUGUCCAUAUUUUCGGUCAGCGCACGAGACAGUGACUGGAAUCAAAACGCUAGAAUAUCAUAUUUUCUCGAAGAAACACAGAUCAGUGGCAAUCCAACCUCUUCUUAUGUGUCCAUUAAUGCCGAAACUGGAACUAUUCACGCAGUUCGCUCAUUUGAUUAUGAACAACUUAAAGAGCUUACGUUUUUGGUCAGAGCACAGGAUGGAGGCUCUCCUCCACUCAGCAGCAACGUGACUGUGAAAAUAAUGAUCCAGGACCAGAACGACAACCCCCCUCAGGUUCUGUACCCAGUCCAGACUGGUGGCUCUCUGGUGGCUGAAAUGGUGCCUCGUUCAGCAGAUGUGGGCUAUCUGGUGACUAAAGUGGUGGCUGUUGAUGUGGACUCUGGACAGAAUGCCUGGCUCUCCUAUAAACUGCAGAAAGCCACAGACAGGGCGCUGUUUGAAGUGGGCUUACAGAAUGGAGAAAUCAGAACUAUCCGCCAAGUCACUGAUAAAGAUGCUGUCAAACAAAGACUGACUGUUAUAGUGGAGGACAACGGGCAGCCCUCUCGUUCAGCUACAGUCGUUGUUAACGUGGCGGUGGCGGACAGCUUCCCUGAAGUGCUGUCGGAGUUCACUGAGUUGACACACGACAAGGAGUACAAUGACAACCUGACUUUUUACUUAGUCUUGGCUCUGGCUGUAGUUUCCUUCCUCUUCAUCACGUGUUUAGUGGUUAUUAUAUCAGUCAAAAUCUACAGGUGGAGACAGUCUCGCAUCCUGUAUCACUCCAACCUGCCUGUCAUUCCAUAUUAUCCACCACGUUACUCAGACACUUUGGGGACAGGGACUCUGCCACAUGUGUACAAUUACGAGGUGUGCAGGACGACUGACUCCAGAAAGAGUGACUGUAAGUUCGGCAGAGCUGGUAGUCAGAACGUGCUGAUAAUGGACCCCAGUUCUACAGGAACGAUGCAGCGGAUACAGAGUGAAAAGAGCAUCCUGGAUGAACCAGACUCUCCUCUAGAGGUUAGUUUUUCCUUUUCAGCGCUCUAGCUUAGUGGCACAGUAAGUUUUCGUUUUCAGCACCAUGGACAGUACACUUACUUUCCCUCAGUUGACAUAGUUUUUGC